Sitodiplosis mosellana (orange wheat blossom midge) is the source of this 3152-nucleotide messenger RNA. RefSeq lists its product as uncharacterized. Bases 604 to 2904 code for a protein of 766 amino acids. NCBI's taxonomy places the organism in Eukaryota, Metazoa, Arthropoda, Insecta, Diptera, Cecidomyiidae. The transcript has 9 exons. The record is from RefSeq and is a predicted model, not a curated record. Gene Ontology annotation, molecular function: GTPase activator activity.
ACGAGUGAGUCAACGAACUGGUUCGUUGUCUCCAUUUUUUUCAUACUCAUGCAGUAUAGUUUUAUGACAAUAGAUAAAAAUGGCAAUGUCAAAGUACGUUUUAUGUUUAUUUCCAGAAAGAAACUCUCCGCUCAGUGGAUUUCAUAAGUUGAGGAGCAGCUAAAACACGGCGCAGCUACCCGAUUAUUGUUCGUAAAAUGAAUGCAAAAAAUGCGAACGAGGACAAUGGACAUUUAAUCUUGCAUUGAAUUCCUACGAUAGCACAAUUCCGAUGGGAGUCGUUGUCCUUAUAUCGUCGUAGUCGUUGCCGGCAAUGACAGAAAACCAGCAUGGUGUAGAGAAAACCGUACAUGCAUCGGAAAUAAUAGGCGAUUUUACAAUGUGUUAAAUUACCAUACGAUUUGUUACACAUUUCAAGUGAAAACUUUCGAACAAACACAACGAAUCGAAACGAAACGAUUUACAAACAAAACAGCAAACAGCGAAUAAAACGUGAAACAAGAAGAGUAAAAACAAGUAAAUCACGCCGUUGGUUUAAAGGGCAUUAAAAACACACCGCCAGUGAAACAAGUGUGAAAAGUGUGUGAGUGAGCGAGAAGGAAAAUGCAAAAGUUCGUAGUGAAAAAAAGUAAAAGUGCUCCAUUAGCACCGACAUCGAGUCAACCGUUACUACCAUUGCAGGUGAAUUCGGUACCAUUGUCGACUGGUGAAAAAAUGGUGCUGCAAAAUGCAUCGACCGCGAAAUCGAAUUCAACCGAAGAUUCCACUGCAUUGUAUAAAUCAGAUGUGACAACGAAAACAGCGACAGCAGCAGGAGGAACAGCAGCGGCGGUAAUAACAAAAUCAGCCACACCGUCGCCCACAACCAUCGCAUCACACCUAAAUAUGAGCGGUUAUUUAAAGAAGAAACGAAAUAAAAUGGGCGGAUGGCGCAAAUUAUGGUUUGUUCUACAAAAUCAAUUGCUACUUUCAUAUUCAUCGAAAGAGGAUUAUGAGAAAAAGUUGGCGCCAUUUAAAGACGUUCUGAAUUUAGUGCCGGGAACGGUUGUGCGACCAUCGAAAGGACCGCGAUUCACAAUCGAAACAUCGACUAAUCUCAUCUACACCUACCGCUGUGAUAAUAACAAAGAAUGCUCCGAAUGGAUAUCAGCACUAGUCGAAAGCCUUGGGCUUCAGUCAACUGACUACAAAAAAGCAUCGUGUAAAUUACAUUAUUCGAUGGAGAAUUUAUCCAAGACGCGAGCAUCAGCAUCAUCAUCGUCGUCUACUUCGCCCGCAUCAUCGUUUAUGUCGUCGCGCAGUUGUGAUUCCAUCUAUCGAUCACAAAAGGCUAAAGUUAACCCAAAACUACCAGUGGCACAGAAUACGGCCCGAAUAUUGGAACGUGCUCAAAAUACACAGCCCAGUAAAACUGGCACCAAUGCGAAAAAGGAAGCAGUGACUCAGCAGGUUCAAAACUUUCGGCUGCAUCCAAACGAGUCACAUGGAAAUCAGUCGUUUGAAGUGCAUCAAAUAAAUCGUAUGUUCAACGCGAACGCUAUCAGUGUGACCAGUAAAAGCCACCACGGUGCUAAAUCGAUUUUAACAGCAAACGGUGAAUUAGUUGAUCCACGCAAAUCGACACGGAAUGAACAUUUACGGCGCCGACAUCAUCACCAUCAUCAUCAUCACCGUAUAAGGGAAGUGAAUGAAAUGUCAACCGACGACAAUCACAUGUGUAUCACCAAAUUGAAGGCAGCCGCCGACAAUAACGGUCUUGAUAAAAAUAGUAAUCGCCAUUCAAUCACAAUCAUGGAUGCAGAACCAACGCACCGUUUUGAAAACGGAAAUUGCACGUUGGCAGAGCAAAUUCAGCGUAUUUCGAUGGAAAAUGAUAAAAAUUCGAACAUGCAUGCGGUUUGCGUGCGUAAAACGUCAGCAAACUCAUCAAUUGCCUCACCAUCUUUAUCUUGUUCAUCUUCAAUGUCUUCGGGUUCGUCAGGUGUUUCAAAUGCGUCAACAGCAUCAGCGACCAAAUUUCAAUUGCUUACAGCACCCAAAGACCGUAGCACUCAAGACAGUACGGAUGCAACGAAGCAGCUAGUCCAAACAAAAGACGGCGAACCAAUUUAUGCGGUUGUCAAUCUCAGAGAUAAAUACGAGCAUCGCGCGAAAAAGAAAUCAUUGGAUGAACAACACGGCAUCGAAUUUAUUCAACGACGCGAUCGUCCAAACAGUUUUCACGUGGUUUCCGGCGAUUAUGAAGAGGUGCUUCAACUAUCAGCCGACUGUGUUGAUGGUUGUGAAGACGAAUACGACGACGAGAAUAUUUAUGAGCCAAUAAAUAUACCGGAGCUAUCAACGAAAAGCCCGUUGUGGCGAUACUUUUCCAAAAUAAACAUUGAUACGCUAGUCGAGAUAACACGCUGGAAGAAGGAACAACAACAACAACAGCAGCAAUUGCAAAAUGGUAAAGAUGAAACGUCAACCACUUUCGCUGAUCUGCGCAAACGUUUCGGUCAACAUCGCAAAUCGAUUAAAAAUCGCGUCAAGAAAUUGUAUAACCGAAGCAACAGUUGCGAUGAUCACGAUAAAGUACAUGUUCAUCCGAAUGGAAAUGGCAUUGAUAUCAACCAUCUGAAUGGUCAUUGCCAUAACGCAUCCGGAUCAACGGCAUGCGACUCAUCGGCAGAUAAGAUCGGCCACGUUCAUCCCAAACACGAGGGUUUUUCCGCAUACUUUAACAAACGGGAUCGUCACCUAUUUAGCAGUAUGCUGAAGAAAUCACGCACCUCCUUGACUUUUGAUGACGCCGCACGGAAGAAAAUCAUCAACUUGGCCGCACUCGGCGGUAGGAAUGGUGGUAAAAAUAAAGCUGCGACAAAUUUAGAGAAAAAUGGAUGCCAUAGCAAAUUUUACGAUUGAAAAAUGAAGCGGCCAGUUGAAGAUAGGCACAAAAUACUGCAAUAUUUACCGAACAACUCUAUAAUAAACACAUAUUUAUUUGACAUAAAUUACUUUACUGGAAUAUUUAAGAACUCUCUCUCUCUCUCUCUCUCUUUUCUAACCUUCAUCGAGAAUACCAAGUUAAUUGUAUGGGUGUGAAGAUAGACUUACGUUUCAAUAAAACAAAAACCAUUGAUGUUAAAUAAAGCAAAUCGUAUGCAAGUCAA